AUUUCAUAUUUUUAUAUUUUGCCUUACUUCUACCACCGAAGGAACACAAAGACUCCAAACAGUAGAGUAGAGAAACAAAGUAUAAACAGCGAAGUAACGAAAGGGUGAAGAGAAGUCUUUCUUCUCAUUGAUUUCUUCUAGGGUUUUGUUGAAUCGCCCUCCUUGAAGGAGGAUCUAAUGGCGGCACAAGCUCAGGCGGGGAUAGACCCUGCCGUACUCGAUGACAUAAUCAGGCGACUCGCAGAGGUCCGAUCAGCCAGGCCAGGGAAGCAGGUGCAACUCUCCGAGGCUGAGAUCAAGCAGCUCUGUGUUGUUUCCAGAGAUAUCUUUCUUCAACAGCCCAAUCUGCUCGAACUCGAAGCACCCAUCAAGAUUUGUGGUGACAUACAUGGGCAAUAUAGUGAUUUGUUGAGGCUCUUUGAGUAUGGUGGUUUCCCCCCAAAUGCUAACUAUCUAUUUCUGGGGGACUAUGUGGACCGCGGCAAGCAGAGUUUGGAAACAAUUUGUCUUUUGCUUGCUUAUAAAAUUAAAUAUCCAGAAAAUUUUUUCCUGCUAAGAGGAAACCAUGAGUGUGCUUCUAUUAAUCGGAUAUAUGGGUUUUAUGACGAAUGCAAACGACGAUUUAAUGUGAGGCUUUGGAAAAUUUUUUCUGACUGUUUUAACUGUCUUCCUGUGGCGGCUGUUAUAGAUGAAAAAAUAUUGUGUAUGCAUGGUGGUCUUUCUCCUGACUUGACAAACCUGGAUCAAAUUAGAAACUUGCCUCGUCCAACUGUCGUGCCUGACACUGGUUUGUUGUGUGAUUUACUCUGGUCUGAUCCUGGUAAGGAUGUUAAAGGAUGGGGAAUGAAUGACAGAGGAGUUUCCUACACUUUUGGCCCAGAUAAGGUGUCAGAAUUCUUAACAAAGCAUGAUUUAGACCUUGUCUGCCGUGCCCAUCAGGUUGUGGAGGAUGGAUUUGAAUUCUUUGCAGACAGGCAUCUUGUUACAAUAUUUUCAGCUCCUAACUAUUGUGGUGAAUUUGAUAAUGCUGGUGCAAUGAUGAGCGUUGAUGAAAACCUGAUGUGUUCUUUCCAGAUUCUUAAGCCAGCAGAGAAAAAACCUAAGUUCAUGUCCACAAAGAUUUAGGGGUUGCACAUGGUUCGCCAGUUUUCACUAAGAUAUGCAUAAACCUUUGCCCAAGAAUUGGUCGAAACUGGUGCUGGGGCUUGAGGAAUGAUUUGGUGCUUCAUGGUGUGCUUCAAACUGUUGGUGUCAGAAAACCUUCACAAAUCAGAUUUGAGCACAAGUGCUGCAUGGGGUAGCAUAAUUCAGAGUUUUUUUUUUUUUUUUUCUUCUCACGCCUGCCCUGUUUUUCUUUUUCUUUAUAGUAGUUAGUCUGCGGUGCAUGUGUACAUAUAUUUGGUCUUGCAACUCAUGGUUAUGCUUUGGGUUGUUAGAGCCUAUAACUGGCCGCAUUCACCAUUCCUAGUGCCAUUCUUCUUCUCUCCCAUACUGUGAGUUGGUUGUACUAAAUGAAUUUAGGUGCAUUCGGAUGUUACCAAAUGGUUAAACUGCAUUUAGCGAUAUCUUUUUUCUAACCAUCUGCACUGAUGCCUUAAUCGUGGUUUUCUUCUUCUUCUUCUUCCUCUCCACCCCCUUCCCCCCCUUCCUUUUUUUUUUAAUGGCGAGAUAAGCAUUAGAAAUAAAGUAGCAGUUACAAC
Rubroshorea leprosula is the source of this 1700-nucleotide messenger RNA. The record is from the annotation of a GenBank genome assembly. Lineage: Eukaryota; Viridiplantae; Streptophyta; Magnoliopsida; Malvales; Dipterocarpaceae.